Molecule: messenger RNA, 7988 nt
Organism: Oncorhynchus kisutch (coho salmon)
Lineage: Eukaryota; Metazoa; Chordata; Actinopteri; Salmoniformes; Salmonidae
Product: GEM-interacting protein-like
Exons: 21
Coding region: 491-3904 (1137 amino acids)
Biological process (GO): signal transduction; activation of GTPase activity; negative regulation of GTPase activity
Cellular component (GO): plasma membrane
Molecular function (GO): GTPase activator activity
Source: RefSeq, a predicted model, not a curated record
UGAAUUGACGCCAAUAAUGUUGCGACAUGGGAAUGCGGUCGGAAAAGAUGCUUAGCGGAACAAGACCGUAAGUAGGGACGGAAAACCCUAGUUGAUAGACCUGAAAAGAUUGUUCUAUGACACAGUUUUACUUCGCAAAGAGAUUGAGGAAAUCAGUCGGCGGAUAUGAGACAACCAGUAACGGCUGAGUAGACUCUGGGCUAGGCUAUAGUGAUGCUCAAAGGACACUGCCUAUUCAAACUGACAAUUACACACCUCUGUGGAAAUUGAUAGAUGUUUUUUGUUCUACAUUGCAUUAAAUGUAUAGCCUACCACAUUUUGUGCUAGGCUAUUUGAAUGCGUGUUAACCUAAUUAUUUUGUGUUGCGUGCCUACAUGGAAUCAGACAGCUAGAAAUGUCUUUGUUGGAGUUGAAUAUACACCUGCGCCAGCGGCGUGGGGUAAAACAUACGCCUACUGAACAGUGAGAGAAUGAUUCUCAUUUACCGGGAAUGAACACCACAUUUAUCCCGUGUCAAAACGGUAGUGGUGUUCUUAGGAUUAAAUACUACGAUGUUACAUGGACAAGACUCCGCACAGUGGCGGAAUGUCUGAGACAACUAGGCUGCUUUUUGAGGACUGUUGCGAGCUGGGUGGUCCUAACCAGCUGCAUGUGUCCAUGGGGCUCCAGGCCCUACAGCAGUCUCUCCAGCCCCUGGCGGAAUGCUACCCAUCCAUGGGGCGACCAUGGGGCGACCAUGCUGCGUCGCUCCAUCACAGAUGUGAAGGUCCCCAACAAAUCAGAGACUAAGCGCUACAGCGAGAUCUUCCGGGACUUCGAUAAUUUUGAACUCUCUUUGGUCAACUCCACUGUAGAGGAAAUGUUUCCAGACCCUGACUCCCAGUCGAUUGCUGAGACCGUCUCUACGGAAACCACAGACAACACUGAGCUGGAUCAUCUGACGUGUGAGGAUGUCUACCCCCCAGAUGGUGAUGACAAAGAUGGAGGUCUAUCAGCCCAGGAAGCAGACCUGGCCCUGUGUCGCUGUGAGGGAGGCGUGGAGCUGGCCCUGCAGUAUGCCAAGAUGUGGUGCCGCUACGCCAAGGACCUGCUGGCCUGGAUGGAAAAAAGAAUCAGCCUGGAGCAAGAGUUUGCCAAGAACAUCGUAAAGGCAGCAGAAACGGCUAAGUCCUGUGUGACUCAGCAGGACAUGAUGCCUCUGCAGUACAUCUACACCAUGGCCCUGGAGCAUGAUGUGAAGACCAGCCAAUCUACUAAACAGACAUCAGAACUGCUGCAGCAACGCUGCUACCAGGCCCUGGCAUCCAAGAAGAAUGAGAUUGAUAAGUGGCGCAGGGAGUUCAAGGAGCAGUGGUCCAGAGAACAGAGGAGGAUGAAUGAGGUGGUGGCGGCUCUGAAAAAGGCUCGUCAGCAGUACCUGCAGCGCAGUGAGGACCUGGAGAAGACCAAGGCUGUGACGGCCAAGGCCGGGGACGAGCUCACAGCGGGACACAAGACCCUGGACAAGAGGAGGAAGUCACGUGACGACGCACAGUCAAAGGUGAUAGAGGCAGAGAUGCAGUACAGACAGUGUGUGUGUGAGGCCCAGGACCACCAGGACAAGCUGGAGAGCUUGAAGGAGAAAAUCAUCGUUCACACCCGCAAACUCAUCUGCCAGGGGGACACUGUGCUCAAGGAGGCCACAGUGAACAUGUUCUACUUCCAGCGUCAGCAGACAGAGCCGGUUCCCCUGGGUUACCACAACCUGGAGUUGACCUGCAGGCCUUGUGAACCCGGGGAGCCCUACCUGCUCUACAUCUUUAGGAAGAGAAGCCAAGAACAGCCCCUACAAACCUUCACCUUCCAGGAGUUUGUCCCUCAGAACAAAAGUGGCCGUCGUAAGACCAGCAACCCUAGCUCUCUACAGGACUCCUCCCUGCCUGAAGAAAGUCUGGUUAAACGUAAGGGCUACAGUGACAGUGAGAGCAUCGGAGGCAGUCUGGAGUCUCUGUCCAGCCCAGCCCAUGGCAACAGGAGGCUUCCUAAAGCCCCCUCCACAGGGACAAUGUCAUCAGACGACCUGGAUGAGAGGGACAUAGGCACCGUCCUGGAAGGAGAUUGUGUGGACUCCACUCCAGAAGGGAACGGUACGGCGGGGAAGGUACGGACUACGUCCCGAGCCGCACUGACACACCGACUCAGGAAGAUGAAGAGCAAGAUGGUGAAGUGCAAACAGUGUGACAAUUACAUCGUGGUCAACGGCAUCGAGUGUGAGGAGUGUGGCAUGGCGGUUCACAGGAAGUGUCUGGAGGUGUUACAGCAUGAGUGUGAGAACAGGAAGGGUGUUCUGUUUGGGGUGGGUUUCUCCCUGUUGCCCCGGCACCGGCCUGAUGAGGUGCCCUUCGUGGUCCAGCGCUGCACGGCCGAGAUAGAGAGCAGGGCCCUCACUCUACAGGGGGUGUAUCGUAUCAGUGGGUCGAAGCCUCGCAUCCAGAAGCUGUGUCAGGUCUUCGAGACCCAGAAGGACCAGGUCGACCUCUCUGACCUUUCACCUCAUGACGUCACCUCAGUCCUCAAACACUUCUUCAAGGAGCUUCCAGAGCCGCUUUUGACCUUUGACCUGUACAAUGACUUCAUCUGGGUGGGCAAGGAGAUCCAGCGUCUCAGUGAGAGGGAGGCGACAGCAGAGACUCCUGAGAUAGUGGAGGACCUCACAUAUAGCCUGAGAGACCUGCUGGGGAGACUGCCCCCAUACCGCUACUACACACUGCAGCAUAUGAUGUGUCACCUCCACAGAGUAUCAGAGAACUACGAGGAGAACAAGAUGUCUCCCAGUAACCUGGGCAUCGUGUUUGGUCCGACCUUGCUGCGCCCGCUGGUGUCUGUAGACGUGUCCAUGGUGGCCCUACUGGAGACCACCUACCAGUCCCUACUGGUGGAGUUCCUCAUCACACACCACCAACACAUCUUCGACGCUCCACCUCCCGCCCCCACCACCCCCCUCCCUGACACCCCUCCCCGGGCGACGUGUUCAGGCGGGGCCCAGAAGACUGUUACAGGGGCUGACCCUGGCUCUCAGGACCCCCCCGCUGGAGGAGCCUUGUCCAGAGAACGCCCCCGCUCUCUAGAGACUCGCACAAUCAAGAGAGACUUGAAUGAGGGUUAUAUAUCUGACAAGUCGUCGUCCAAUGAGGCAGUGGACCAGCUCAGCCCUGAAGCCAAUGAGAGAGCAGUCGUGGCUGUGAGGGGGGCGUCAGCAGAGGCUGCUGCUCUGGGUGAUCUGGUGUGGGGUCCAGACUCUCCCUCUGUGGGGACCCAGCCACAGAGCCACUUCAGUAGGCAGCCUGUCAAAUACCAGCGCCAGCCCACCCCGGGUCUCCGCCGCUCUGCGGGCACUACCAGGGCUGGGCUGCUCGGGGAAGAGGAGGAUGAAGAAGAGGAGGAUGAAGAGGAGGAGAGGAGGAGAAACCAGUCGAAGAGCGAAGACAGCAGUCGUAGCCCCUCCCCUGACCCUGGUAGCCAGAGAAGGAGAAGCCUUCGAUUGGAGCUCCACCCCGAGACCACCGCCUACCACCUGCUCAGCCAGGCUGGAGGCCACGCACCAGAGAACCAGACAGAAAGAGAGAAGACACGCCCAUAUGAGGUUCCACAGGGCAGACUGCGGGCGGGGACAGUGGUAGUAGAACCCUCAAUAGCUGCAACAGCAGUAGCGACACCGAGCACCGGUACUCAGGAGGCGUGGCUUAGGAGUCGGUUAGCCACAUUGUCUCAGCUGAACGUGAACCAGUCCAAUAACAGUCAGGGGUGGUUGGGUGAGAGGCGGAGACAGGGCGGAGAGGAGGGUCUGAGUGGCCCGGCCCAGAGGAUCCUGUCAGGACUGAAGCUCAGACGCAGCCCCUCAGGACUGCAGCAACACUUUGUCUGAGGAAGGAUGAAACUUUAAACCAUAGAAUUGGAACCACAUUCGAGAAUGGACAUUCCUCAUUCAAAUCAACGUUUCGUGACUGGCAUGAUUCUAUUUCUAUGGUUAAACCCCUAGAAGGGAUGAAUUGUACUGUGUAACUUCAAAUGUUUUUUUACAAAUACAGUGAAAAUUUACAUCCGCUCAUGAUUACUCCAGAAUACUCAUAAAUAGAGAACAUACAUGAUUACUCCAGAAUACUCAUAAAUACAGAACAGUACCAGUCAAAAGUUUGGACACACCUACUCAUUCAAGGGUUUUUCUUUAUUUUUUACUAUUUUCUACAUUGUAGAAUAAUAGUGAAUACAUCAAAACUAUGAAAUAACACAUAUGGAAUCAUGUAUUAACCAAAAAAAGUGUUGAACAAAAUAUAUUUUAUAUUUUUCAAAGUAGCCACCCUUUGCCUUGAUGACAGCUUUGCACACGCUUGGCAUUCUCUCAACCAGCUUCAUGAGGUAGUGACCUGGAAUGCAUUUCAAUUAACAGGUGUGCCUUGUUAAAAGUUCAUUUGUGGAAUUUCUUUCCUUCUUAUUGCGUUUGAGCCAAUCGUGUUGUGACAAGGUAGUGGUGGUAUACAGAAGAUAGGCCUAUUUGGUAAAAGACAAAGUCCAUAUUAUGGCAAAAACACCUCAAAUAAGCAAAAAUAAACAACAGUCCAUCAUUACUUUAAGACAGGAAGGUCAGUCAACCCGGAAAAUUUAAAUAAUUUUUUAUGUUCCUUCAAGUGCAGUCACAUAAACCAUGUGGACCGACACAGGAAAGGAAGACCCAGAGUUACCUCUGUUGCAGAGGAUAAGUUCAUUAGAGUUAACUGCACCUCUGUUUGCAGCCCAAAUAAAUGUUUCACAGAGUUCAAGUAACAGACACAUCCCAACAAGAAACUGUUCAGAAGAGACUGCGUGAAUCAGGCCUUCAUGGUCGAAUUGCUGCAAAGAAACCACUACUAAAGGACACCAAUAAUAAGAAGAGACUCGCUUGGGCCAAGAAACACGAGUAAUGGACAUUAGACAGGUGGAAAUCAGGCCUUUGGUCUGAUGAGUCCAAAUUUUAGAUUUUUUUGUUCCAACCACCGUGUCUUUGUAAGAAGCAGAGUAGGUGAACAGAUGUUCUCUGCAUGUGUGGUUCCCACCAUGAAGCAUGGAGGAGGUGUGAUGGUGCUUUGCUGGUGACACUGUCAGUGAUUUAUUUAAAAAUCAAGGCACCCCAUUUUCUCCCUAAUUUUGUGGUAUCCAAUUGGUAGUCACAGUCUUGUUUCAUCGCUGCAACUCCCGUACGGACUCGGGAGAGACGACGAUAGAGAGCCGUGCAUCCUCCGAAACACAACUCAACAAUGCCCACUUAACCCAGAAGCUAGCCGCAGCGUGUGCAAAGCACCAAUAUGUCGGAGGAAACACUGUGCACCUGGCGACCAUGUCAGUGUGCCCGCCACAGGAGUCACUACUGCACGAUGGGACAAGGACAUCCCUGCCGGCCAAACCCUCCCCUAAGCCGGACGAUGCUGGCCCAAUUGUGUGCCGCCCCAUGGGUCUCCCGGUUUGCGGAAUUCAAGGCACACUUAAAAAAAACACACACAUAAAAGCAGCAUGGCUACCACAGCAUUUUGCAGCGAUACGCCAUCCCAUCUGGUUUGUCCCAUCUGGUUUGCGCUUACUGGUACUAUCAUUUCUUUAGGGAGUUUGGUUGAGUUGGACCAUAGAAUGAAGGAAAAGCAGACAACGAGUGCUCAGCAUAUAUGGGAACUCCUUCGACUGUUGGAAAAGCAUUCCUGGUUGAGAGAAUACCAAGAGUGUGCAAAGCUGUCAUCAAGGCAAAGUGUGGCUACUUUGAAGAUUCUCAGAUAUAAAAUCUAUUUAGAUUUGUUUAACACUUUUUGGGUUACUACAUGAUUCCAUAUGUGUUAUUUCAUAGUUUUGAUGACUUCACUAUUAUUCUACAAUGUAGAAAGUAGUAAAAAAUUAAGAAAAACCCUUGAAUGAGUAGGUGUGUCCACACUUUUGACUGGUACUGUAACUCAUCACAGUGAUGCACAUGAAUGAAAAGCUCAUCAAAGGGCCUACUCGCACACUGUCCAUACGCACUGUCUAUAUACAGGGCCAAAUCUUGACUUUACAUAAUUAAGGCCUAUACUAUAUGUAUAAUUUGCAUCAAAACAUGUAGUGUAAUGAUAAUCAACAGAAGGACUUCCGUGAAAAUUCCAGUCAUGCACACUGUCUUCAACAGAAACCAAACUGAACCAAGUGGGGUGGGACCUACCUGAAUAUAUCCAAUAGAAACUCUGGUAGCACUUCCUAAUAACUCCACGUAAUAAAGAAUUUGUAAUGGAUUAGUAAAUAGAUUAUUCAUCAUUUAUUCAUCAUUACUCCAUUCAUAAGACGUUUAAUAUAGGUCAUUUAAACCAUUUUAAUAAUCAUUAGUUAGGUCUUUUUGCAUGGCCUCGUCUAAAAGUGUGUGCUAUUUACACUUUAUAGGUACUUUAGAAUUUCACAAGAAGAUGGACAUGCCAUUGGUAGACAGUCCAGCUGUACCUGAUGCUCCUUAAGGUCUGAAAAUAGCCUAGAAUAUACAGUAUCAAUGGUAAAAGAACAAGGACACAACACAGGAUGUUUAAAGGUGCAAUGCAGAUGUUUUUAUCUCAAUAUCAAAUCAUUUCUGGGUAACCUUAAAAUGGUCAAAAAGAAACAAAAAAUUGCUUCUUAGCAAAGGGAAAUUUCUCAAGAAAGAUUUUUGCUAGGAAUGUCUAGGAGUGGUCUGGGUUGGAGGGGAAACCUAAAAAACUACAGUAGCUGUUAUUGACAGAGAGGUUUGGAACUCUUUCUUCAUGGUCUAUUAACUCAUUUACCGCCAGGCAGGCCAAAAAUGUGUCCCACCAAAACAGGCAAAAAAAAAUAAAGUAGAAGGGAAUUAUCAUAAUUCUCACAAUUUCACAGUAUUAUUUCAACCUCAUAUUGUGGAAAUAUAUAUGAAACACAGGAAAAUCUAGUGUUUGACUGCGCUGGGCCUUUAAGGAAAUAUAUCAAACAUUUUAUUCACGAAAACUGUUGUAAAACAACUAUUGCAAGAACAUGAGGAAGAGUUGUAAAUGUAGAGGUCUGCACCAGACUGAUUUAUUCAUCCCGCUCCUGCCUGCACCCGCUCCCGCCCUCACCCGCAGCUUUCCACUGCUGGCUUUCUCUCCGACUUCCACCCGCUACUGCAAGAACUGAUCCCGAACCCAACUGCAGUCCCGCAAUGUUCUUUUAGGCUUAUGUGAAGCAGCUCACGCCACCCUGUCUCCCACGGGAAUGCAGCCCUCUAUUAUAAUGUGAAUGUUUUGCUAAUGUUGUCAACCUUGGUUGUUCUCUCUAUUCCUCCAUUACUACCGAUAGGCCUAUGUGAUUGAGGUAGAUAUGUUCCAUGUAUGAUUUGCAGAUAUAAAUGUUACAUCUAUAACUUUAAAAUGCUUCCAGUGCUUCAGUCCUUUAACCACAGACUAUUUUCACACGGCUUCGUUUGGCGGCACUUUUACUGGGCCUUUAACGGUAGUAACUCUUUAAACAUAAUGGGAUAAUUCAGCGAAGUUAUGAAUUCAGAUAUUUGUUUCCCUACCUCGCACGCAGUCUAUAGACUGCUCUAAGGCGUGACUGCAAUCCACACUUUGGUUUUGGUAGAAAUAUCACUGCCAAGAAAUGCUAACUUUAGCAUUUUCAGACAAUUUUUUAAAUUUUUUACUCAGCAUAGAGUGAGUCUGAAGUCACACAUCACACUAUUACUACAGUGUGACUGUUUUGGAAUAAAAUGUUCAAGAUAUUUAAACAUCGUCUGUAUUGUGUGCUUAUUGUUUAACCGUUGGUAUGUUCUAGGGGACUUUUUGAAACCUUCAGUCCUAGGAGGUACUUCUAGAAUGUCUACCGAUGAAUGACAUGUCCAUCUUUUUGUGAGAAAUUACACUGGUCACUCAAAGCAUUUAUAAAGUAUAAAUAGCCCACACUUUAGAUCAGGCCUUGCAAAAAUACUUAACUAAUGAUUAGAAAAUGGUUUAUACAGACCUAUAAAAAAAAAUUGCCUCUCA